Molecule: messenger RNA, 1678 nt
Organism: Drosophila busckii
Lineage: Eukaryota; Metazoa; Arthropoda; Insecta; Diptera; Drosophilidae
Gene: ImpE2
Product: 20-hydroxyecdysone protein
Exons: 1
Coding region: 121-1500 (459 amino acids)
Source: RefSeq, a predicted model, not a curated record
UGCGAGCGUGCGACGCUAGCUGACAGCCAAGAAAGCUUCAAGUGUAAAGAAAUAAAUAAAUUAAAUCGCUUUUGUGUGUUGAGAGUUCGUGCGUGAGUCGUUCCAAGUGUUUUGCAUAAAAUGAAGCUGCUGGGAUUGUUGCUGCUGUGCCUGGCUCUGGCCACUACCAAUGCCAGAGUGCUGCAGCCCAGACAGGCCGACAUACCUGUGACCAUUGUGCAGGAGAGCGAGCAAAAGCUGGAGGAGCAGCAGCCAGUGGCAUUGCCGCUGAUCAAGGAAGCGGUGAAAGAGCAAGAGAAGGAACAGCCCAUUGAGCAGCCAGCCACAGAGCAGCUUAAGCCCGAAGAGCCAAAGCCAGCAGAGAAGGCAGCACCCGCUCCAGUGGCAGAAGAAAAGGCAGCACCAGCUGCAGUUGCAGAAGAGAAGGCAGCAGAGAUUCCAGAAGUCAAAGCAGCCGCUCCAGCUGUCGAAGCCGCCGGCGCUCCCGCUCCAGCUGUAGAAGCAGCAGCCGCACCUGCUCCCAUUCCAAUUGCUGCUGCUCCUGAGAUUGUGGCACAGCCUGAGCCCAAAAUUGAGGAACCUGCAGCUCAACCCAUCUUGAAAUCCCUGCCAGCUGAAGAGCCCGUCCAAGUAGAAUCCCAACCCGAGCAAAUUGUGCCUGCUGUCGUUCCCGUUGAAGUCGCCGCCCCAGCUGAGGUGCAACCACAAGUGCGUCAAGCUACUCAGGCCACGCCCACUCAACAGUCGAGCACACAGCAAAACUUUGUGCAGCAAUUGAUACAAAACUCACCCAUUGGCCAGUUCCUGAAUCAGUUCAAUGGUCAGCAGCAGCAACAAGCGCAGGCCGAUCAGCCAGCUACACCUGCUCCUACCAUUCCCGGUUUCUUGAAUCCCGGCGCCGCCAUCACUUCCGCUCAGAACGCCGUUCAGAACGCUGCGCAAUCUGUGGUCAACACCACCACUCAAGCUUUCCAGGGCAUACAGCAGUUUGCCAAUAAUCUGGGCACUCAGUUCCAGAACACGCUCUCCGGCUUGACUGGCCAGCAGCAGGCUCAGCCCACUACGCCACGCCCACCAGGUCCCAUUCAGUCGUUUGUCAACAAUGUCUUCGGUGGCAACAACAAUGCUACAGCUGCUGCACCCGCUCAGCAACAGCCAGGUCCAAUUCAGGGUAUUAUCAAUUUCCUAGGCGGCAAUCGUCCUCAGAACAAUCCAGCUCCAGCGCCUGCUACUGACGCGCCCGCCAAGCCUGCAGUCGAUGAUAAAAUUGAGUCCGCGGAACAAGCUAUUGAGGAGCAGCAAGCUGAGGCGGACAACGAGGUGCGCAACAGCAACGAGGCCAUUGAUGACUCCUUCGAAGAAGCUGUGCCCUCCAACGAGGUGAUUGUGGUCAACGAUGAUGCCAGCGCUGCCGAAUCCGAGCCAGAGCCUGUGGUGCUCAAGUCGCCCGAGUUGCAGCCAGAGCCAGUUGCUGCUCCCGUUGACGCAGUUGCUCUCUAAAUUAUUAUAAUAUGCAUCUCAGACUGAUAAAGCCAUUUCAUCGCCAUUCUUUCGUCGCCUAAAAAACGAAAUGAGAGAGUUAAACACACACACACACACAUAAGAAGUGUUUGCUUAGUUCGUUAAGUGCAUGCCUCAAACCUAUUUAUUUCAUUUUCGCAGGAAUUUAAUAUUUAAU